Messenger RNA from Fonsecaea nubica, 1143 nucleotides. RefSeq lists its product as hypothetical. The coding region runs from base 1 to 1143 and encodes 380 amino acids. NCBI's taxonomy places the organism in Eukaryota, Fungi, Ascomycota, Eurotiomycetes, Chaetothyriales, Herpotrichiellaceae. The transcript has a single exon. The record is from RefSeq and is a predicted model, not a curated record.
AUGGCAGACGCCUCAGACUAUCCCGAUGACAUUCAAUUUGCUGGCCUUGUUCAAGCAGCAACUGCAGCGGCCGACGAACAGACUCGCGAUCCGUCGUCGCUAGGAAAGCGCAAACGAGAUGACCAUGUCCUUGAAGAUGUCCCUAGAUUAGACGAAGACGGCGCUGGAGAUGCGCCUGAUCCCGCUGCAUCGAGUCCUCCGCACCUCCAAAGUUCUGCAUCUGUCUUGUUCCGAGAACCUUCGUCGAAGAGUAGGAAACACAGUAGGCCACCGCUGGGAAAGGUCUUUGCAUCUUUGGAGCUUGCCCCCGAGAAUUUCUUGCGGCUUCAGACUGCUGCCAAGGCAUUCAUGCUGGACGAGGCGCACCCGGAGCGGAGGGAAGUCGUAGGACCCAAGAAAAACGCAGGAGGCUCUGAUUUGGCCAAGUUAAACUUGUGGAACUGUGUUGAGGAAUUCCUCUCCGUCCAUGGCUAUGGGGACAAGUUUUUCGCCCAAGGAGCGGGUGAGGGUAUUCCUGGAGCACCUCAAAGAAGCAUAUUCUGGCCUCGGGACAGCCAGACCAUCAUAAAACUAAUGAUGCCAUUAAUGAGGAAGAUGGUCACCAACGAACGUCAACGGAUCUAUGCUGCUGCCACCAGGAAACAAGGAUCGGCGAAAGAAUCAGGUGAGGAGCAGUCACCAGCACCUGUGGACGAGUCCAUCAUGUCCGGCGUCAAGGCUCCUGAGACGAGCUACUCGGACCAAGAGAUUGGGGUCCAACCGUCCAUACCAGUGCACCAAGAUAUCCCAAGCUUGCCACCACAUGUGUCACAGCCCACAACCACCUUCAAGCAAUCAAUCGUCCUCCAUGUCAACGUGGUGUCAAAUACUGGCGGAGCACUGAGACGAGUGAUACCACGGUUUAGCUUGACGCCAGAAGCAGCUCCUAGCCUGUCAGCUUUGCUCGCCGAGGUGGAGAAACGGUACACUCUCCCAGCAAGAACGGGAGGCGCUCCUGGAGUGCAAGGCCGUCCAAUCGUCAAGGUGUGGCUCACCGAUGGUCUGGUAACGGUGGAAGAAGACGGAGAGUGGAUGGUUGCGCUGUUGAGCGCUGGGGUUGUUGACUGGAUGGAUGGUGAGGUUCGAGUGCUCAUCGAAAUCUGA